This is a messenger RNA of Ostrea edulis (European flat oyster), 11380 nucleotides long. Its product is annotated as huntingtin-like. Gene Ontology annotation, cellular component: nucleus; cytoplasm. Bases 143 to 9178 code for a protein of 3011 amino acids. Lineage: Eukaryota; Metazoa; Mollusca; Bivalvia; Ostreida; Ostreidae. The record is from RefSeq and is a predicted model, not a curated record. The transcript has 58 exons.
GAUUAUGGUUCUGAUUUUCUCACGUGACCUAUACUUCCGUUCAGAAAAUGUGAAGAUAUGAGUGUCAAGAAAAUAAUCAAUAGGUCUUUGUUCAAGGCUCCAGUCCAAAUUGUGUUGGAGGUGAUGUGAUUGGUCACCAGCCAUGGCUACCAUCGAGAAACUAAUCAAAGCGUUUGAGGCCCUGAGGGUGUUUCAGCCCUCUGGAACUACUGCAGAUGAUGCAGCAAAGAAAAAAGAGCAAGCUCCGGUGAGCAAGAAGGACAAAAUGGUAAACUGUAAUCUCGUGGCUGACUGCAUAUGUGCUCCAAAUAUGAGGGCUAUUGUGGACUUUCCUAAAUUUCUUGGCAUUGCGAUGGAGGCUUUCCUAUCGCUGUGUGACGAUGCCGAGUCUGAUGUGAGAAUGGUUGCAGAUGAGUGUUUAAACCGAACUAUAAAGAUCCUGCUGGAAACAAAUCUAGGACGACUACAGGUGGAGCUUUAUAAAGAAAUCAAGAAAAAUGGCAGCAGUCGAACAUUGAGGGCAGCCCUGUGGAGAUUCUCAGAGAUGGCACAUCUUAUUCGUCCACAAAAGUGCAGACCAUACAUCGUAAAUCUGUUGCCAUGCGUUGCUCGGAUAUGUAAGCGAGAGGAGGAGGCCAUCCAGGAUACAUUGUCUCAGUCCAUGCAGAAAAUUUGCCCACCACUGAUCGGGUUUGCCAAUGAAUCUGAAAUAAAGGCUCUUAUCAAGUCUUUCCUUCCUAACCUACGAUCAACUAUGGCUGCUUGUAGAAGGAUGGCGGCCACUAGUCUUGUUCUGAUCUGUGAACACAACAGAAGUCCCUCCUCAUUCUACAACUUCCUACUGGCAUCUCUUCUUGAUAUGGUGAUUCCCGUUGAUGAGGAGUCCAGUCUACACACUUUGAUUGGAGUCUUGCUCUGUCUGAGGUCCCUUAUUCCUCACCUCAAUGAAUCAGGACAGGAGAAAGAAGGGCUGAAGGGCAGCUUUGGUGUAAUGACAAAGGAGAAAGAACAGACCGUCAGCAAGGAACAAAUUAUCAAGGUGAUACAGCUGUUGCUUCAUUUGAUGGGACAUCCGGACCACAAUGUGGUGACAGGUGCUCUGGAAACCUUCCAACAGCUGCUCAGACAUCCCUCUCCCCUCAUUGUCACCUUACUGACAACACCCAAAAGUAUCCCCAGGUCUUACAUUUACAAGGCUGAUCAAGAUUUAAAACAUAGUGAAGGUUUAACAGAAGUACCAUCCAUGUCUAAACUUCCUGAGGACAGUAACGCAGUAGAUGAGCUUGAAGCGUCAGAAUCAAUAGUUGAUACUUCAGAAGUGUCUGAGGACAAUGUGGCAGACAUCGUAGCUAGCUAUCAAGCGCAGAUGCCCGAGAGGACGAGUGAACAAACUGAAUCGGUGGACAGUAAUGGAGUUCCUCUGGAUGUUGACACGUGUGAUGCCGGAAUUGUGAUCACUACUUUGGACUCCAAGUACUCUGGGAUAGAAAUUGGUGAUUUAAACGAAGAUGUAUCUGAGAAAUCAAACUUGUCCCAAACUUCUACUGCCAAUGGCAGCCAACAAAGUCUGAAUAAAUUGUCCUUACCACCAAAGACCAAAAGGGGUGGAGGUCAGGACAUGAAUGGAAAUCCAGAGGUGGAGGAGGAGAGCUCACCAGAACUGGAUGUGAAAACUCCGGUUCCAAAUUACAGACAAAUAGAUGUUACCCAGAAUAUUGGGUGUCUCUCAGAGGACAUGCCAUUAGAUUUCUGUAUCCGUGUGAUCUGUAGGAGAUUUUUAUUAGGAGGAACGAAGGAACAGUUGAUUCCUGAUCGAGUUGUACGGGUCAGCAGCAAGGCUUUAGCAUUAGGAUGUGUCAGCUACACCAUGAUAUUAAAACCACAGGUCCUAUUUAUGAACGUUUUCAAGGAAGUAACUGAAGAUAAUAACCAGUUGAUGAAGGAUGUGUUACUUUAUGCUAGUCACUUUGACCCCCAACUUAAGGGCACGGCUACUCUGAUUAUUGGUAACCUCAUCAAGUCCUGUCUCACGCAGGGAGGAGGAAACUUUAUCCGGUGGAUGGAGGAGUUCGUGUCAGGAUCCUCAGUUACCAUUGAGUAUUUAGUGGAGAUAAUUCUCCACAUUAUGGAAGAUGAAUCCUCCGUGGCUGUUAGACUUGCUCUUCUGGGGAUUAAAAAAUGCCUGAUACCACUACUAAUGGGAACACACAGUCCUACAGGGCUUGAAGCCGUGCUGAAGUUACUCAGUAUUCAAAACAAUCCCUACUGGCUUGUUAAGGUAGAAAUACUAGAAGUCUUUAGUUCCCUUAACUUCAAUGUUCUGAAUCAUCUCGAGUCUUGCUGUAGUGAUGUACAGAGAGGUACUAACCACUAUCUAGGGAAGUUAAAUCUACAGGACAGGAUCCUAUCGUUUGUGAUAGAGAUGUUGGGAAGUGACGAUGUUAGGGUCAGACAUUGUGCCUCAGAGACACUUGUCAAAAUUGUGCCAAAGUUGUUUUUCCCAUGUGAUCAUCCCCAACAUGACCCAAUCAUAACGGAAUCUCGACUUCAUACAGAGAGGAUGUUGUGCCCUAUGGUUUCUGAUUGUGUUUUAAACCCACCCCCUCUAGUGCUGGGGCUGAUAAAGCCUUAUGAUAACAGCAACAAAGCAAUCUCCUUAUCCAUAGAGAGCAACCUGUCCAGAGUUGUGAAAUCAGCUUUACACCAACUAAACGUGUCACAGUCCAAACACUUAACAUAUGGUUGCUGCCACGCCCUGUUUCUCUUGUCGGAGGCGUUCCCUGCCACGCUGUAUGCUCAUUCCUGGGGAUGUGGACCCUGUACCUCAUUCCUUCCUAAAGAUGCCGGCACCAAAGGAGUAAUGAAGAGGCCCCCAAGUCGAUCUCACAGUAACUCCAGAACCGUGAUGGGUUAUGUUUGGUCUGGUACAUUCAGCGUCGACGAGAUGUCUGCGGGGUCGGGAGGGGGACCCCUCACUAUUAUACUGCCGUUACUGAUGUCCACUAAUGUCAGUCUGGACCUGGCCACACACAGUGACACGCUACAGUUUGCUGGCAAUCUGGUCGCAGGUGCUGUAUACAGGUGUAUGCAACCAAUAGAAGAGUACAACCCAGCACACGACGGGGAGGGGAUCAAGUGGGCGGCCAUCUCUGACAGAUUACUAGUUCCCUUCCUAGACCAACUCUUAUUUCAUAUUGCCAGGGUUCUGAAUUGCUGUGUGCAUGUGAUAGAUGAGCAGGUCCCAGGUCCUGCUCCGGUCAAGCCCUCCUUACCUUCUCUUCCUAAUGCCCCCUCCCUCAGUCCUAUCAAAAGGAAGAAUAAGGGGGAGAGUCCGAACGAUUCCCCAGCUAAGGGGGCCACCACUGACAACAAAACUCCCACAAAACAACAGAAAGAGAAAGAGAAAGAACAGGAUAAGGAAAAAGAGAAGACCAGAAAGGAGUCAUUAGGAGUGUUCCAUAGUCUUCCUCAUUACAUGAGGUUGUACGAUGUCCUCAAGGGAGCCUACUCUAAUUACAAGGUGUCCCUGGACUUGAUGGCAACAGACAAAUUCUGUAAUCUUCUCCACACAUCUCUAGUAACUCUGUCCCAGAUGCUCGAGAUCUCCACUCUAGAAGACAUAGGGAAAUAUGCAGACGAGAUCCUGCAGUACCUCAAAUCUACCGUCACUCUGGAACCGACCGAGUCCAUCAGAUGUGUUCAACAGCUUUUAAAGGCCUUGUUUGGCACAAACCUGAUUUGUCAGUGGGAGCCCCAACAUUUGGAGUACUUGUCAGGGAAGCCUGGGAAGGCAGCCCGCUUGACUGGGAAUAAUAAGCCCGGGCAGUACUUCUUCUGCUUUACCCAGCCUUACACACAGUUUACGCAGUCCCUGGCUGGAGCUACGUUUAAAGCCUCAUCUCACGGGGACCAGGAGGACUCCACAGGGACAUUGAGCACCUUAAGAAAAAGUGUUGACAGAAAACUUCCAGCAGUUCUGAGACCCAACAGCAAAACUGAGAAGUCCACCAUAGCCUCAUAUAUCCGUCUGUUUGAGCCUUUGGUCAUCAAAGCCCUGAAGCAGUACACUGUGUCCAGUAGCCUUGACCUUCAGCAGCAGGUGUUGGAUCUUUUGAGUCAACUCAUUCAGCUUCGAGUUAACUACUGCCUUCUGGACUCGGAUCAAGUCUUCAUAGGAUUUAUCAUUAAGCAACUCGAGUUUAUAGAGGAAGGUCAAAUCAGAAAUUCAGAGGACCUGAUUCCGAAUAUCUUUAGUUUCUUGGUAAUGCUGUCCUAUGAGAAAACUCACAGUAAAUCAAUCAUAGCAAUGCCGAAGAUUAUUCAGUUGUGUGAUGGAAUCAUGGCCAGCGGUCUACAACCUGUGUCUCACGCUAUCCCAGCUCUGAGGCCGGUCGUGUAUGAUUUAUUUCUGUUGAGAGGGGGAAAUAAACCCGACAUCAGCAGGGACUUAGAGACUCAGAGAGAGGUGGUGGUGUCCAUGCUGCUCAGACUCAUUCAGUACUACCAGACCCUAGAUUUGUUGGUGGUAGUUUUACAACAAAGCAAGAAAGAGAGCGAGGACCGCUGGAAGAGACUUUCUCGUCAGAUUACAGAUACCCUCCUACCAGCGCUAACAGCCAAUCAGGUGAAUUUAGACAACAGCCAGUCAUUGGAUGUUAUACAUCGGCUGUUUGAGUGUUUAGCUCCUAUUGUGUUUAGACCAGUGGAUAUCUUACUGAAGACUUUACUGCAAGCUCCAACAAACAUAGGUACUGUUGAAAACCUACAGAGAUGGAUGUGUCUGGUGUUGUCUGUGAUACGUGUUCUUAUGGCACAGUCCAAAGAGGAAGUCAUUCUGUCUCGUCUUACCGAACUCAGAAUCAAACUUGCACUUUUUAAAGUUCAAGCCUCCAAAGUAACAGAAGAACAGAAACAGGUGAUUCAGAAUUUGAUUCCUGAGCAGAUUCUGGCAAGGUUCCUGGUUCAGGUGAUUGGGAAAUGUCUGAAGUUCAUCAUAGAUCACGAAUCAUCAUAUCAUGAAUCACAUGACCAUGCAGACUUCCUUUCCCAGCAGUUAUCACAACUCCUGCUGUAUAUCACUCACAUGUUCCAGUCAGGCAUGUUCAGGAAGGUGGCGACCAGCGCCUUGCAGAUUGCAAAAGAGGAGACUGGUGAUUGUUUUUACAGCAUCAGAGAAGUCAAUCGUAGCUUCCUCUCCGUUUCCAUGACCCUGCCAACUUUGACCCUACAGUGGUGUAAUAUUCUGAUCCUCCUGAAUUAUGAUGACCAAACUUUGUGGAGUGAGGUGAUGCAGACCCCUAACAGACACCUCAAACCUGGAACGAGUCAGUCGACGAGUCAUGAGGCACCCCCUGUGAUAGAGACCCACUGUUGUAACCAGGAAAUCUUACGAAGAGGUGGAAUCAUUCUCUUCUGCGAUUUUGUGUGUGAGAAUAUGCUGGAUGCUGAACACAUGACGUGGUUAGUGAUAAACCAUGUUAGUGACCUGGUACAACUUUCCCGAGAAUCACCUGUCCAGGAUUUCAUCAGUGCAAUACAUAGAAACUCUGCAGCCAGCUGUUUGUUCAUUCAAGCAAUCCAUGCAAGAGGUCAAGAUGUAUCAAAGCCAUCCCUGAUCAAGAAGACUAUGAAGUGUGUAGAAGCCAUACAUCUGAGUCAGACAGGUGCCCUGUUGACCCUGUUGAUUGACAAGUUUCUAAACACCCAUCAUCUCUCUGUUACUCGCCUCUGUGACACCAUUGCCUGUCACAGGGUGGAAAUGUUACUGGCAGAUAACUUUGAGGAUGCAAAGAAGCAGUUGCCAGUAGAUGAUUUGGACAAACUUAUAAAGUUUAUGGAGACCCAUUCAUUGUUGAAGAGACAUGCCAGACUGGUGUCCUUGUUACAGAGAUUGAGGGGGACCAUGAAUCCAGAGACUUGUCUGUCACUCUAUGCAGGCUCAUGUCAUCCUGUUCUGACCAAGACAGAGUAUGCUCACAAUCAGAUGGACAAGGAUUUAUUCAUGUCCAUUGUGAAGUAUCAGUGCUUCAGCCCCCACUCCAAUCCCCGGGAGUGUGGCCUGCUUCUACACAAGCUGGAAUACGCUGACAUGCUAGCCAUCAUGAUGACAAAGGAGUUCAGUCUAGACAUCUUGUCAGAAUGCCUGACACUUGGAGCUCAGUACACCCUUAUAAAGAGCACAGACUCUGUGACAGUUCUAGACAGUGAAGGGAACCAGGUUCUGCAGGAACCAGUCACAGACAACUUAUUCCAAGCCUCACAGCUCACUCUGACCAGGCACGUUAACUACGUCAUCAACCUCCUCCCCGUUCCACAUCAGAUCUUGACCUUUUCAUCCUUCGUCGUGAAAGAGAGUCGAUACCAGGAAAAGAUGAAUGAUAUAUUCUUGGACGUGUCAUGGCGAGACAUGAUAUUUUCUCUGACCAAAACACUGAACUGUUAUUUGCAAGCCAUGUCUGGGUUGCCAUGGAAACCUGAUAUUCCUGUGGAAUCUCACUGUGAUAUUUGUAAAUUUAGUGUGUUGUGCAUGGAGUUGUUGUGUUGGAUGUUUCAUAAUGACAUUCUUCCGACCUCAGAGCAGCUGAAUACGUGUCUGAUGUGUACUUCAGUCAUUCUGCAAACUCAGCAGCUCUCUGCUGUGAUUGGUCAAAAAGAUCACGUGUCAUGGGUAGCAUCUAUAGCUUCCUGUAUCUACCAAGUCUUUCUUUCGUUGGUACUCAUUCCAGGAGACAAACUAGUCACAACCAGUCAGGAAUCAUUUGAAGAACCAAGUAGUCAAAAUGAAUUGUCUGUGAUUGUCAAAGCCUGUGAUCAGAUUUCAGAACUUGUGCAAUAUUUGUUGUUCAGCAAAGCUUCUCAUUCUAUUCCACACUUUGUGGAUUGUCACCUUACAACUAUCAUCAUAUCUUUAGCUCGCUUACCUGCCCUUAACAGUUACGCCAGAACACCAUCAUUAGUAUGGAAAUUAGGAUGGACUCCCACGCCAUUUGGUGAACUGAAGACACAUUUGCCUCCCUUGCCAGUGGACUAUCUCAAAGAUAAAGAUGUUUUAAAGGAAUUUGUUAGCAGGAUUAACACUUUAGGUUGGAUAAGUCGUCAGCAGUUUGAGGAGACUUGGAUGAGUUUACUGGCUGUACUGAACCCUGUUAUAGAGGACGUCACGGAGCACAUCACACCGGAGGAGGAAAUAGAGAGGUCACAGUGUAUGGUGAUAGCUGUCAAGGCCAUCACUUCCAUGUUGUUACAGUCAACCUUGACCCCUGUACCGGGUAACCCUAGCAACAGUGUGUAUGAGGUCAGACCAAGGGAUAAACCACUAGGAUUUCUCCAUACCAGAUGUGGGAAAAAAUUAACCAUCAUCAGAGGUAUUAUUGAAAAAGAAGUGCAAGAUUUAUAUGGAAAGAGUGAGGAUAGUUCCAUCAGUAAUCUGAGUGAAGGAGAGGACAGGGAGAUUCUGCGGUACAUGUUUGAAAAUAACCUGGAGAGGGAGUCUGGGGAUUUAGGGUACAGUCUGGGACAGGUAUCGGUGGAGUCGAUCUGGUCAGUAGUGGGUGCUCUACAUGCUCAGACCGCUGAGUCGGACACGCCAGAUUCUGUUAACAGUCCAGAGCAGGAAAAUCCAGAAACCGUUCCCCCUCAAUCCCAACAGCAGUUCCCACUGAUGAAUAUAGAGAAGAGGGAGAGAUCGAUAUUGCUCAGUGGCCUUGACAUUCACUCCUGCCUACAGUUUCUGCUAGAACUGUAUGGACAAUGGUUGUCCCCUAACAGCAUACUGAAACCACCACUGAUGCUGAAAAAUGAAGUUGUCAAGUCGCUGGCUUCCUUGUCUGACCUGUUUGUGGAAAGAGAACAGUACGAGUGGAUGCAGGACUUCCUGUUUGAUAUUUACAAGGCCCACCCACCCGAGGAUGAGAUUAUGAUGCAGUACAUCAAUGUGGGACUCAGUAAAUCUGCUGCAGUUGUUGGACUGGAUAAUUCUGGUAUAGAAAAGAUGAUGAAGUUGCUAGACACCGGACUAAGAAGUCCUAACCUCCCCAGCAGGAUCGCUGCCAUGCAAGGAAUACUGUAUCUCCUGGAGGCAGGCAUGCAGGAGAUUACCAAACCUCUGGUGCCCAUAGCAACAGAGUUUCUUCUCAGGAAUUUAGGCAGCAUAAGCCAGACCUGUAUAACAAGUCAACAGUACAUGCUGACAAUGUGGGCCACAGGUUUUUAUAUCAUGGAAAAUUAUCAUGUGGAUCUUAAAGAUUUGGAAUUUCCCAGCAAGAUUCUUCAGUUAGCAGUCUCGACAGCCUCGGGAAAUGAGGAAAGUGUGUCAACCCCCGUGUACCUAGCAAUCCUUAAAGGCCUGGAGAGAUUACUGCUGACAGAUGUGCUCUCCCAGCAGGAUGCAGAGGCCAUAGUCAAACUAGGGGUGGACAGGUUAUGUUUACCCAGUCCUCAGAGAUCACUGGCAGCUCUAGGACUGAUGUUUACAUGCAUGUACUCAGGCAAGCAGUAUGACCAAUAUAGCCCCCUCCCCAGGGACUCGCCAGCCUAUGACUUCAGUGUUGUGUACCAAGACCCAGAGUCUCUCAUUCUUGCCAUGGAGCGAGUCACUGUCCUCUUUGAUAGGAUAAAGAAGGGCUACCCUUACGAAGCUCGGGUCAUCACCCGGGUACUUCCAACAUUCCUGGCAGAUUUCUUUCCUCCUCAGGACAUUAUGAACAAAAUCAUAGGGGAGUUCAUCUCUAGUCAACAACCCUAUCCUCAAUUAAUAGCCAUGGUUGUGUUUCAGGUGUUCAAUAAUCUUCAUAAUCAAAACCAAGAAUUAUUAGUUCAGAACUGGGUAAUGUUAUCGCUGUCCAAUUUCACUCAGCGAACUCCUGUAUCCAUGGCAACAUGGAGUCUGACAUGUUUCUUCAUCAGUGCCUCAACAAACUCCUGGCUGCGACCUUUAAUAAAUCAUGUCAUCAACCGGAUGGGCAAAAUGGAGGCAGUAGAUCAGAGUCUGUUUUGUAUGACAGCGCUGGACUUUUACUCAGUUCUGAAGGACAAACAACAACAGUGGGCUUUCAUUUCUACAUUCCAGAAUGUGUUGUCUUUGGGAGCUCCAUACACACACUUACUAGAAAGACUAGAGAAAACGUUCCCAGAGCAUUUCCCACAGAAGAAGUUACUGAAGCCCCACCCUCUGUCAUAGAACCAUUACUGAAGCCCCACCCUCUGUCAUAGAACCAUUACUGAAGCCCCACCCUCUGUCAUAGAACCAUUACUGAAGCCCCACCCUCUGUCAUAGAACCAUUACUGAAGCCACACCCUCUGUCAUAGAAUCAUGACUGAAGCCACACCCUCUGUCAUAGAAUCAUGACUGAAGUCACACCCUCUGUCAUAGAAUCAGUAGUGAAGCCACACCCUCUGUCAUAGAAUUAUUACUGAAGCCACACCCUCUAUCAUAGAAUCACUAAGAAAUCAUCACCUGUAGCAUUUAGAUGGGUUGUUAAGUCUCUUUACUUGAGGUUGGCUACAUAGACUGACUAUGUACAUUGUUCACAGACUGGCUAUGUACAUUGUUCACAGACUGACUAUGUACAUUGUUCACAGACUAUGUACAUUGUAGGUGGGCACUUAUGAAUAAUACUUGUAUGUACACAUGAAACUUUAUUUAUUGUAACCUCGCUUUAUGAAAUAUUGUCUUUGUUUAUAUCUACAUGUACAGUGUAGUAGUACACAUCUUUAUUAUGUGUAAUAUGUACAUGUAAAUACAAGUAUUUUAUCUUUCUAAGCUAGCAUACUUGAUAUAUUCGGUAAAGUGCUGUCCUUGUUUUAGUUUUCAAAACUAAGUUGUAAAUUUUUUACAGUGAACAGACCAUUGUUGUAGUUGGAGCAUGACUUUCUUUAAUUAGUUAUAAAUGUUUAGUAUGAUAGAAGUUUUAUACAAAUUGCACAGUAGAUUUAAGGGAUGGAUCACUGUUUUGUAAUGUGAAAUCCAGUCUUUUCAGUGAUUUACUCAGAGAAAUUAAUACAGCAUAUAGUACAAAAGUGGUUUAAAUGUCAUGGGGGAUUUAUUGUCCGAUACACAUGUCUGUCAAACUGCAUUUUACAUGUCAAAUACAAGUUAAUAAGUAGAGGGACUAGUUAGAGAUAAACUCUUCAUUUGUAUUGAAUUUUGGGGGUUGGGGGGGGGGGGUAUGGCCUGCUUGUUUGCUAACCGGGGGUCAUUUAGAAAUUAAAAUAUUUGUUUCCCCCAUGUCUGAACGUCCAGCACAAAUUUCUCAAAUAAAUUGCAUGUCAUCAAAAAGUUGAGGGGGGGGGGAUUAUUUAGUACUGGUAAAAUUCUUUUGAAAUUCAUUGAAACUUGUAAAUGAGAUAUAUGUAGUGUAUCAGCUUUAUGUAUACUGCCUACUGGUGACCUGUGUAAUGAGCAGCAGAUUGUACAAGUGUGGACUUCACGGACUCAUCUCGAGUAAUAUGCACUACAUUUGAUAUAGUGUAGCAGCACUCUUUGUGUGUUAUAAGAUAUACAGUGAUAUGCAAGUAAGAAACAUACUGUGUAACUUGAAUGUACAAGUAUAUGGGAAAUCGUAUCGAAGUGUGUUAAAUUUGAACACAAAAAGUUGAUGCUUAUCAGCUGAACAUUGAUCCAGAUAUGAGGAAUUAUGUGUGAUAUUACAUGCAGGACUGCUCAUUGCAAAAUUCCAGGUUAAAGUGCAUGUAUGUGAACUCGUGAAGUUGUGAUUUACAAAUAAUUUUUGUAUUUGGAUUUUAAGGUCACAUAAUGAUUUAUGCAGUUGUUCCGUAUGUUCGUUUACAAGCUAUGCAUGUAAAUAUGCAUGUACAUGUAGGUGUGAAAAUGCUCUGAUUGUGUGUGAAAGAUAAAUAUAUUUUUGAGCAGAGAAGGCAAAACAUGGAAGAUUUUUGUAUGAAAUACUCUAUAAAAUACACUAAUACCUUUUCAUUAAACAUAUGAAUAAACAAUUUUUAAUUUCAUUUAUACACAAUUAUAUCCAUGUAGCAGUAAAUGAAUAUGGAUCAAGCCUUCAUUUAUUGAGACUGGAUGUGAAGUAAACUGAUAUUCUUUUUGCAACUUAUCACACACAGGUAGCUAAAUUUGCAUUUUUGUGUUUUAUAAUGAAAAGUAAUGACAAAAUACAAAUUUGUACAUGUAUACUCAACCAUAAAUUACGUGACCAGCAUCAUUGCCUUGUGCUAGACUUUUUUUCUAUUCAAAGUGAUCGUUUUUUUAAUUUGAUAUACAUGUAUAUUAUUUCCAUAGGCAAUUGACAUUUCAACAUCCUUGUCACUAGAAAAUGAGUUCCGUAUGUGAGAACUGUGUCAACUGUUGUUGAUUACUUGUUGCUUUUUAAGUUUGUUUCAAUCAGAAAUAAAGUUUUUGUUGAAGAAA